AUGACGACGUCUGCGCAGAGAUCGUGGAAGAGGCCGACGUCGUCCGCGUUCGACGUGCGCUCGGAGAUCGUGGAGGAAGGGAAAGAACGUGAUCAGGGCAGGGAGAGGGCGGUGCUGGCGGCGCCGAUGGUGGGUGGCGAUUGGGGAGGAGAUUGGGCGCCCGAGAUUCCGGUUUCUUCCCUUUCGUUGGUUCAGUGCGGAGCGGCAAUCGCAGGGGCCAUGGAGGAGGGCAGCGGCAUCGCGGAAUCAACGGCGCGGAGCGGCAUUGCAAGGUGCGGAGCAGGAUCGCAGCGGGGCGCGGAGCGAGGAGACGAUCACACGCGGGAGGGCAGAGAGGCUUACCUGCCUGGGCGUCAAGCCUCGAUGAAGCGACGUCCUUCCGUAUGGACGCAACAUGAUCAGGCUGUCUCUGUUCGCCUUCGCGUUGUGCCGUCCUUUGAUCAGGCGAGAUUAGGAACGACUUCCUUAAUCAUUGGCUGGAACGAUGAGGAAACACAUACGAUGGAGAUCCAGAAGAAUGCUCACCAAACAACAUCUGUAGCAGCCGCUACGGCCUACGGUGACGCCUCGCGCUCCUGCGGAUGCGGAUUAGAGUGCGCGACGCCGAUGCUGACCAGAAGACGCGACCACAACGUGGAUCGGCCUGAUGGACAUGAAUACCUGAUGAUCUACGUGGGGCAGGGCAAGGACAACAGAGCUCCGUCAUCGGGCCUUCUCCUUCUCGGCACGGCGUUGCGGCGACGGCGCGGGCGGACGCGGUGCGCGACGACGGCGAGGGCGGAGAACGGCGGGGAAGUCGCGUUUUAG
Molecule: messenger RNA, 807 nt
Organism: Miscanthus lutarioriparius
Lineage: Eukaryota; Viridiplantae; Streptophyta; Magnoliopsida; Poales; Poaceae
Source: the annotation of a GenBank genome assembly